Onthophagus taurus is the source of this 4245-nucleotide messenger RNA. It is a transcript of the gene Dyrk3, whose product is annotated as Dual-specificity tyrosine phosphorylation-regulated kinase 3. The record is from RefSeq and is a predicted model, not a curated record. Gene Ontology annotation, cellular component: cytoskeleton; cytoplasm; nucleus. NCBI's taxonomy places the organism in Eukaryota, Metazoa, Arthropoda, Insecta, Coleoptera, Scarabaeidae. Gene Ontology annotation, molecular function: protein serine/threonine/tyrosine kinase activity; protein serine/threonine kinase activity; ATP binding. Gene Ontology annotation, biological process: peptidyl-threonine phosphorylation; peptidyl-serine phosphorylation.
UAAUGUUAGAUAAAACAUGGCCGUCGAAAGAUCACAUUUCUUUGUUAUAAAAGCAAUGUUUAUAAAUUAAACGGUCUAUCGUUCGUGCUGUCGGUGUAACGGUGGACAAUGCGCGUGGUCCUGGUUGUAUCAGAAACAUGAACAACAGUCCUCGCUUCGAGGUUCGGUCCUCAUAGUGUUAGUGGUGCGUGUCGUAUACGGUCUUGGAUGUCUUUAGAACGAUGGUGACGAGUGGAACUCGAGAGAUUCCGGAGUCGCGGAGAAAUGUCUAGUGUAGCCGUCGUAAACAGCACGAAAAUGCCCCUGUCUCGGACGCAUCCCUUUAGCGUACACGCACCCUCGCACUCGUUUAUACAAGACAGCAUACAGGGUGGACUACCGCCCCUAAAACCCACCUCUGGGGCUGUCCUUAAAGAUCAGAGCCCUCCAACAACUUCUACAGGCUCCGGACCUGGCCUUCCUGACCUUCAAUCUGGUUGUACUAUGAUUGCUCCAAGUGUUAUUGGUCGCGCAAUUAAAGGAUCUACAUCAAGCCCUUCACAGCAGCUUCAACAACCUGAGAAACCUAAGACUAUGGUCGCCACUCCUGAACAGGUUAUGAAACUCUAUAUGAACAAGCUCACCCCUUACGAACAUUACGAGAUAUUUAAUUACCCGCAAAUUUAUUUUAUUGGGGCCAACGCCAAAAAACGACCAGGAAUUAUAGGAAAUCCAAACAACUGUGAUUACGACAAUGAACAGGGAUCGUACAUCCACAUACCUCACGACCACGUCGCUUAUCGCUACGAGGUGCUGAAAGUAAUCGGUAAAGGAUCGUUUGGACAGGUGGUAAAAGCCUACGAUCAUAAAACGCACAUGCACGUCGCCCUAAAAAUGGUACGUAACGAAAAACGAUUCCAUAGGCAAGCGCAAGAAGAAGUCCGCAUUUUGGAACAUCUUCGUAAACAAGAUAAGGAUAACACGAUGAACAUUAUUCACAUGUUGGAUUCGUUCACUUUCCGCAACCACAUGUGUAUCACGUUUGAGCUACUUUCGAUCAAUCUGUACGAGCUGAUCAAAAAGAACAAGUUUCAGGGUUUCAGUCUUCAGCUGGUGCGCAAAUUCAGCCAUUCGUUGCUUCAGUGCCUGGAGGCGUUGUACCGUAACAAAAUUAUCCACUGUGAUAUGAAGCCGGAGAAUGUACUACUUAAACAGCAGGGUCGGAGCGGUCUCAAAGUAAUCGAUUUUGGGUCAUCCUGCUAUGAAAAUCAAAGGAUUUAUACUUACAUACAAUCGCGUUUUUAUCGAGCUCCCGAAGUUAUACUCGGAGCUCGAUAUGGUAUGCCGAUUGACAUGUGGUCCUUGGGAUGUAUCUUAGCGGAACUUUUAACCGGGUUUCCUUUACUUCCUGGCGAAGACGAAGCAGAUCAAUUAGCUUGCAUUAUAGAAUUGCUGGGAAUGCCGCCUCAACGUUUACUCGACCAAUCAAAACGAGCCAAAAAUUUCAUUAGUUCGAAAGGGUAUCCACGUUAUUGUACUGCUUCGACGCUUUCCGAUGGUACUACCGUGAUAACGGGUGGUCUAAGUAGACGCGGUAAAAUGCGCGGACCACCGGGUUCGAAGGAAUUAAAAAAAGUAUUGAAAGGAUGCGAUGAUAUUUUAUUCUUAGAUUUCAUAAAACGGUGCCUGGAAUGGGACCCAGAAUUACGGAUGACACCGUACGAUGCAUUGAGACACGCGUGGCUACGUAGGCGUUUACCACGACCACCAAACGAAAAGAUCGAACCUUGUCGUACAUCGUCAGCACCAAGAGGUACCCCCAAAACGAACACUUUGAUUAAUAGCAACAAAGUGGUAAGGGUACAAUUGAGCGAUGAGAGGUCCGCUACGCUGCAUUCUCAGCACAGCAACCACUCGGGAAAGUUGCCGUCGGUUACGUAGCCCCAUCUAUCUCCGUUUCACCAUGUGAUCGUAGGCUAAGGCGUUUAGUUAAUAAUUGUGUUUCAACACACAUAUCUUGUAUUUUGCAGAUUGUGAUUUUCCAAGUGGGGUAAAACAAAUCAAAAAAAAAAGAAAGAAAAAAAUACAAAGCGAGAAGAGGAAACAAAAUAAAAAAAUGCGAUCCCAAACGAUUUACUUGUGACGUAUUACACAUUUCUCACUUUUGUAAUACUCUAUCCUAUAAUGAAUAAACUACUCGUGUAGUAAAUAGAAUUGUAUCGUGGACGUAACGGUCAACUUUUUUUGGUUUACGGCGUUUGCCAAAAAAUCUAUCGUUUUUUGUGAUCGUAUCGUUUAUGUGAUAUACGCGUGACUUUAGUGCUUUAUCGAAAAUUUCAAUGUUUCAUCAGGUCAUCACUUAAUUCAUUUUUUCCGACAUAUAUCAGAUGUUUCUGAAAAAUUUAAAAUAUAUUACACUUUUUUAAACUUAAAAUAGAUCGAUUUAACCCAACUUAUAACCUUUGAAAUUUCGUAUUUGAAUCGACCUAUUUUCUCUUGGAAUUCUUUUUAUACAAGUUUUUCAGAAUCACCUGUAUAGGUUUUUUUGCUCAACCGAUUGUGCGGUUAGGUCAAUUUUAGUUUUAUUUAAGUCUUUUAGCACAAGAUCUUCGUUCCUCACACCCACAUUGACUAUCUGUCUUGUCUCUCGUCCGGCGUUAAUUGAUAAACCGCGGAGGAGGAGACGGCUCAAUUUUCAUUUGAAAAGACAUUUUCGAAUUUUUUUUCAAAUAUUUAUUAAUGUUAUUUAUUUGAAUUUUCUAUUUGUUUUUUUUGUUUCGUUUUUAUAUUCUCUUAAUUUCAUCUUGGUAAUUAUGUUAGAAUGGAUUAAUUAACUAUGUGGCAAUAUCGAAAUUACGAAUGUGCGUCAAUUGUUAAAAAAAUAUGCCUGUUUAUUAAUUAUUACCUGUGAACAGACGCGGCACUGUGCAGACAUUUACUGUGAUCGUUUGGCGGCAAAACGUUUCUACAUUUUAAAACGUUUUACUGCCGCUACGGGAACUGUGCAUGUUUCGGCCGAACGCUCCGGUUCUUGUAGGUUUUAUAUUAUCCUCUUCGUAGAUUAGAUGUUAGUACUGAAAUUAUGGGUUCGAAGGUUGAAAGAAAGAAGAUAAAAUAUUUAAGGAGGAAAACGUUAAUUUAAGUUUUGUUAGUCCUACCCAAAGAAGUGCAUUGUAUUUCUUGCCUAAUUCGUUUUGCGUGAAAACUAUUGAAUUUCCGGAUUCGGUGGCGUUUAAUUAAUUUUUUUGUAAUUAAUACUAGAUAGGCGUAGUAUGACGAAAAUAUAAUCCCCAAAAAAAAGUAAUGGUUAUAAAUCGAAGUCAGUUUUUAUGAUAGGGAAAAGUUAUCACGAAUGAAGAGAGUUUGGUGAUAUGUGUUACAUUAGCUAUGUGCAGAUAGUGCCUAUAGAUAUUGUUGUAUUCUGCUAAGUUGCACGUGUAACGAGUAUAUACGCUGUAAAUAACGAUAAUAAUGUAUAAGGAUUUUUAAGAGUUUCGUAAACAACUUGCUUUCUAUCAUCUCCAACCCAUCCCUCCCCGUUAACCGUGAUUCCGCAUAUCCGCGCAUUUGCGUAUCCGCGUCGGACAUCCUCAUUAGUUUCUGAAAGUCUGAAAGUAUCUCUAUGAGCCCAGUGUUUUAGUUUGCCGGGUGAUUAGAGCUACGCGCGCGCGUAGGUCUGUACAUAAAUAAGCCAAAGGUUUAAACAAACAAAAAACACUCGCGGAAACGGAAUAAUAAAAAUAAUAACUCACUGCCGUAUUCAAUAUGUUUUCCUUUUACGUCUUUCUUUUCCUCUCGAGCUGAUUUGACACGUGUGUCGUCGAUUCGACGAUGGGUAAACGAACCGUUACCCAUUUCUAGAUUAAUUUUUAGAUACAUUUUUUUUAAUUGUAGUUUGUGAGUGAUUAGCAUAGUUGUAAUGGACUUGUAUUUUAUUGUAAAAAAUACAACAAAAAUACCGCCAAGGGAAAAUGAGGUGGAGGCGCCUCGGACUGUAACAAACGACAGCUUGAUCUCUUUAUUUUAAUAUUGUAAGCGGCCAAACAUGUUCGUAUAGAAAAAGACAAACAUGUCUCGCAGACGUUUCGCACGGAACACGCAUUUCUUCUGACAAGCAUUGUUCUGAUUUUUUUUAAUAACAGAAAACUACCUAAAAACAACCCCUCCCUCGACUAACGUGCGCUAACAUUUUUUUUGUCUUAGCAGUGAUGUGAUGUAUGUAUUUAGUUGUCGAAUUUAUAUGUAUGUAUAAUAUGUAAAAAUUUU